AUGCAGGCGUAUCCGGCACAAACGAGUCCUGCUGCGCACGAGGCCGCUCAUCAUGCCUGUCGGGAUGACAUAAUCCUGUUUGCCAUUCUGCUGACGCUUUGCACCGUUUGCGGCAUUCUCAACUACAAGCUGCUGCGCCUGCCCAUGACGAUCGGCAUUCUGCUCAUCGCCAUGAUCGGGUCGCUCGUGGUGAAAGGGCUGGACCUUGCCCUGCCCGAUGUCGAUCUGCACACCCUGCCAAUGACGCUUCUGGCCUCGGCCGAUCUGCCGGGCAAUCUGCUCGACGGGGCGCUGUCAUUCCUGCUGUUCGCCGGAGCAUUGCAGGUCGAUACACGCCAUCUGAUGGACCGGAAAUUUUCGGUAUUCUUUCUUGCCAUCGUGGGCACCAUCCUCGCCGUGUUCAUGCUGGGGAGUGCGAUGUACUGGGUGAUGGCGCAGGUCGGUCUGCCCGUGCCAUUCCUGUGGUGUGUCGUGCUGGGUGCCAUUCUCGCCCCGACCGAUCCUGUGUCGGUUGUGGGUAUGCUGCGGCGCCUGGGACUGCCGGGGCCGAUUCAGGCAAUUUUCGCCGGAGAGAGCCUUUUCAAUGACGGGGUGAGCAUCGUCAUUUUCGGCAUGGCCAUGACGCUGGUGACGGGCGAGGCCCAACAUCUGACACUUCUCGACGCGCUGGAAGCCUUCGGCAUGGAAGCCGUCGGCGGCGCGGCUCUGGGCUUCGUGGCGGGGCUGGUCGCCCUGCUCUGCUUUCGCGCAGCGAGGGACAGUCAUCUUCAGCUUCUGGUCUCGCUCAGCCUGGCCGCCGGCACAUUCAGCCUGGCCCAUGCGCUGGGAAUGUCCGGCCCCAUCGCCGUGGUCGUGGCCGGGCUGUGCCUGGGCAGCGAACGUGCCAAAAUCAGCAUGGACGAUCAUGCCCGCGAAGAGCUCAACAGCUUCUGGACGCUGGUCGAUGAAAUCCUCAAUGCCCUUCUCUUCCUGUUGAUCGGGUUCGAGGUGCUGGCAGCCAUCCCGAGCCUGCGCGCCUUCUGGGCGCUGCUUCUUGGCAUUCCGCUUUCCAUCGCCGCGCGUGCGCUGAGCGUGUUUCUCGCCAUCCUGCCGAUCCAUCUCUAUGGAGAAGAUCGCGGGCGUAUGCUGGCGGUGCUGACCUGGGGCGGCCUGCGCGGGGGUAUUUCGCUCUCUCUCGCCCUCACCCUGCCCGCAGGGCCUAUGAAGGAUAUUCUGGCGCCUAUCUGCUAUGGAAUCGUCGUCUUCACCAUCCUGGUUCAGGGGCUGAGCAUGGAGCGCGUGGCCCUGCACUUCUACCCCAAGAGCAAAUAG
Molecule: messenger RNA, 1311 nt
Organism: Sabethes cyaneus
Lineage: Eukaryota; Metazoa; Arthropoda; Insecta; Diptera; Culicidae
Product: Na(+)/H(+) antiporter NhaP-like
Exons: 2
Coding region: 1-1311 (436 amino acids)
Biological process (GO): proton transmembrane transport
Cellular component (GO): membrane
Molecular function (GO): sodium:proton antiporter activity
Source: RefSeq, a predicted model, not a curated record